UAAUUUUUUUAUAUUCUACUUAGGUUUCUUCCAAGUGUGCUAUUGGCGGUGCUUCACAAUUAAUAUUAACAUUUUAACAUAUUAAAGCACAAGAAUGGAAGGCACUGUCUUCACCCCUGCUUUAGAAGGAAUCAAGCACGUCAAGUCUGAGGAAGGAGUAAUGCUUACCAGACCUUUCUUAGAUGUCUGCAAGCACAUCUUACCUAUUAUAGAAAAGUUUGGAGCUGCCAUGGCACUAGUCAAGUCUGACAUUGGUGGAAAUAUAACGAGGUUAGAAAACAAGUACUUGUCGAACCCAACAAAAUAUACAAACUUGUACAGCAUGGUGCAAGAAGAGGUUGAAGCAAAGACAGCAAAAGGCUCUUCCAGUAGCACAAAUGGUCUUCUUUGGUUGACAAGGGCUAUGGAUUUUCUGGUGGAGCUGUUUAGAAAUUUACUGGAGCAUGGGGACUGGGCAAUGUCACAAGCUUGCUCUGAUUCCUACAGCAAGACAUUGAAAAAGUGGCAUGGAUGGAUAGCGAGUUCAAGUUUUACGGUGGCAAUGAAGCUUGCUCCAGAUAGGAAGAAAUUUAUGGAUGUAAUAUGCGGAACCGGUGAUAUUAAUAGUGACAUUGAAAAAUUCUGUACUACUUUCUCACCGCUUCUUGAAGAGAACCACAAGUUCUUGGCCAGCGUAGGAAUGGAUGAACUGAAAGCAUCUUAAGCUAAAAGGAAGUUUUGCAACUCUUUUGAGAUUCAUCGACACUGUGAGAAACUUCUGAAACAAACCAUACUUCCUGCUUUUAUCCUAUUGUACGAUGAGUAGCUGUAGCCAGAAGACAAUGAUUCUUUUGUCUAAUGGUUUGUAACUUAUAAUGAGAAGGGGACUGGGUUUGAGGGCAAUAAGUAUUUCUGGAGACUACUCAAUAUUUUAUUUCAUUGCAGAUCAUGAUUUUCCAGCUGUUUAUUGGAAAAUACAAAUCCAUAAAUGACCAAAGUGAGUUUUAUUUUGAUUAA
Molecule: messenger RNA, 996 nt
Organism: Solanum dulcamara
Lineage: Eukaryota; Viridiplantae; Streptophyta; Magnoliopsida; Solanales; Solanaceae
Product: glycolipid transfer protein 1-like
Exons: 7
Coding region: 95-703 (202 amino acids)
Biological process (GO): intermembrane lipid transfer; ceramide transport
Cellular component (GO): membrane; cytoplasm; cytosol
Molecular function (GO): ceramide 1-phosphate binding; ceramide 1-phosphate transfer activity
Source: RefSeq, a predicted model, not a curated record